AUGUUAGUGGCAAAAAAGAAAAGGACUCGGAGGUCAAAAAUUAGCGGUUCUUUGAAUAAACGGAAUACAACUGAAGUGGGUGAAAACAUCGUCUUGCACUUACCGAUGUAUCAAGCAAACGAGAUGAGUGAGGAUAAACCAUAUGUAAUUAUCAAUGAAUUUACUAUCUAUGAUCAGCAGAGCAACUUAGUUCCAAUAGAAAUGUAUCUUUGUAAAACUAAUAUAACAUUGUACAUGUCUGGAUGUAUAGAGCCAGGGCAUAAGAAGGACCCUUACACUAUGCACAUAAGCAGACGGAUUAAAACAGGCAAAAUACUCAAAUGGGUCAUUCGCGAUUUGCCUGGUCCUAAAAGAAGUAUAUCUAUUAUAAUAACAACAAGUUAUGGGUUUUAUGAACUUCAAGAUCCUAGCAAACGUUAUGCACCUAUAAUGGGGAGGACAUAUGAGAAGAUAUGGUUAAGUCAAUUAACUCUGGAGUAUCUACGUGAGAAUAUAGAUCUUGAUCUGACCUAUGACGGAUUGCUUUCUCACCUUAGUGGGGCAAAAAUUGGCCAAAUUGGGAAAUUUUCCGAAAUGAUGUUGCAUAGACAUGCACAAUGGUCUGAAUUUCGCCAAUCCCGGCGAAGUCACAUCUACAAGGUUGUAAAGUGGAUAGGUGAACCAAUUAAACAAGACAAAGAAAAGAUAUUUUACGAAUCCGUUACUGUUAAUGGGGCUUUUCUAAAGAUUGGGGAUUACGUCACAGUGGAGCCGGCUAACCGCCGUUUACCACCUUUGGUGACAAGAAUAGUAUCGCUGUGGAAGUAUAACAGGCUGUACCUUAAGGGAUUCUUCCAUGCUCAGGUGUUUAUGAGGUCUAGAGAUACUGUGCUAGGGAAUACUGGAGAUCAAUGGGAAGUCUUUCUCACAGACCGAUGUUGCCACAAUGUGCCUUUAUCGUCCGUGAUACAUAAGGUGAACGUCAUAAAAGUAAUCUACCCAGAUGAGUGGUCAAGUCUCGGCGGUUUACAGGAAUUGAUCAACGAAGACGAAGACAUGGAUGAGUACGAAAGUUACUAUUGCUCAAAAUAUUACGAUAGAUUCACCUGUCGUUUUAUUGACCUACCCUCAGAUCCUAUAUGCCUUGACUCACAACGCAAACACAGUUUCUGUCCCUCGUGUGAAAGAAAAACUUUGAAAGAACUUCAGGAGAUCCCUGUAUUGUCCACUAGAGGAAGUAAAAGUGUGAUAUGGAGAAACCACAGUUACGAAAAGGGAAGCGCAGUAUUUUUGAAGCCCGGCAUAUUCAAAUUUAAAAAUAACUAUAAUUUAUGCCGCGAGAAACUUGAAGUCCAGUUAGAAAAAGUAAACGAGACAGAAUACCCUGAGUAUUAUCGCAAGAACAGUAAGAACAUACGCGGCUCUAACUUUGGCACCGCAGAGCCAUUCUGUGUGGGCUAUAUAGAAGACGUUAAUAUUUCUCUACCCCUAACAACUUACCCAGGGCCCAAACAAAUUUUCUUAAAGGUCCGAAUACUGUAUAGACCUGAGAACACUAACUGCCGCUUUCCUCACCGCGAAGACUUAAAUCUUGUAUACUGGAGCGAUCAUUUUCUUGUUGUUCCGUUCUCGGCUGUCACAGGACCCUGCACUCUUGCUUAUGCUGUGAAUAUACCUGAUGACAAUUGGCUGGAAGCUGACCCGAGCAGGAUGUACUUUUCCAGAGCGUACGAUCCAGCCACUGGUAAAUUCCAAAAUGUACCAAGAGAGGCUUGCCAUAUUGGGCCUCAGAUAGAAAGUCCACAUUGGGAACGUCGACCAUUGCGAACACUGGACUUAUUUGCCGGUUGCGGCGGGCUAUCUCUCGGUAUGCAUCAGUCGGGUGUCGCUGAUUGCACGUGGGCUAUAGAAAAAGAGGACGCUGAAGCGAAUGCGUAUCUCCUUAACAAUCCGCAUUGCAUGGUAUUCCAAGAGGACUGUAAUGUUCUACUGGACUGUCUGUUGAAAGGGAACUUUUAUAGCUCCUUGGAAACGCGACUACCGAAGAAAGGAGAGGUGGAAUUAAUAUGUGGUGGGCCCCCAUGUCAAGGCUUCUCUGGCAUGAAUCGUUUCAACACCGGCAAAGUUUCCACCUUCAAUAACUCACUAAUAGCGACGUUCCUGUCCUACUGCGAGUACUACAGACCAGCGUACAUAGUUAUGGAGAAUGUGGAAACUAUGGCGUCCUUUAAAAAUGGCAUUGUGCUAAAGUUAACGCUUAAAGCUUUACUUAAAAUUGGCUACCAGUGUACAUUCGGUGUACUGCAAGCUGGGAACUUCGGUGUGCCGCAGACGAGGCGUCGUUUAAUAAUAUAUGGGGCCGCCCCAGGGUUCAAGUUGCCAUUGUACCCGGAACCGACUAACACGUUCAACAAGCGAGCUUGCAACCUCAGCGUUGCAAUAGAUCGAAAGAUAUUCAGGACUAACGCGUGGAAUUACUCUGCACCUAGACGCACAUGUACCAUACGUGACGCUAUAGACGAUUUGCCAGCUAUACAUAAUGGAUCCAAUAAGAUCCUUAUGAAUUAUGAUUUGGCACCGCAGUCUCCGUUUCAGCGUCUGUUCAGGAGUGGCAUGAACGAUGAAGUGACGAACCAUAUAUGUAAAAGGAUGUCCCCCCUUGUGCAAGCGAGAAUUUCGUUGGUACCCUUAUCUCCUGGGUCUGAUUGGCGUGAUCUGCCGAAUAAAGUUGUCCGCUUGUCGGAUUUUAGCGAAACAAAAGUGCUCAAGUAUUGUUAUGAUGAUAUAAAAAAUGGUAGGGCCUCAAAUGGUAAUUUGCGCGGUGUAUGCCGAUGCGCAACUGGUGCUACUUGUGAUCAUGAAAGACAGGAGAAUACCCUAAUACCGUGGUGCCUGCCUCAUACAGCUAACCGUCAGGGGCGCCUUUCAUGGGAAGGCUAUUUUAGUACAACCGUGACAGAUCCAGAGCCGAUGGGCAUGCAGGGUCGAGUCUUGCACCCUGAGCAGAAUCGUGUGGUCUCCGUAAGAGAAUGUGCUAGAUCCCAGGGAUUCCCUGAUUCAUACAGAUUCUGGGGGACGAUCGCCGAAAAGCAUAGACAGAUUGGUAACGCAGUUCCGCCCCCGUUAGCGGCAGCACUGGGCCGGGAAUUGAAAAAAGCACUCUACAACCAUCAUACAAAAUAA
Molecule: messenger RNA, 3162 nt
Organism: Leptosia nina
Lineage: Eukaryota; Metazoa; Arthropoda; Insecta; Lepidoptera; Pieridae
Source: the annotation of a GenBank genome assembly